Molecule: messenger RNA, 2744 nt
Organism: Exophiala dermatitidis NIH/UT8656
Lineage: Eukaryota; Fungi; Ascomycota; Eurotiomycetes; Chaetothyriales; Herpotrichiellaceae
Product: amt family ammonium transporter
Exons: 5
Coding region: 1021-2505 (494 amino acids)
Biological process (GO): ammonium transmembrane transport
Cellular component (GO): plasma membrane
Molecular function (GO): ammonium channel activity
Source: RefSeq, a predicted model, not a curated record
GGCCUGAAUGGGGGCGGGUGAAGGAUCGCAAGAUCGGGGGCUAUGGGAGUCUGCCAGCACAAUCCGAGGGUGAGCAAUGGUAUGUUGGUGUCUGUACGGACAGACAGGUAAUACCUAUAUGCAUCAAGACAUCUUUUUUCUGGCUUUGGGUAUAGAGAGACAUGCUUGAGGGUAUCACCACUGAGCCUCUAUACCGACAGGCUAGCGAAGUAACACGCACAGAAUGGGCCAAAACAGCGUCUGCUUUCGCAUCUGGUUUCUUCCUUGCUAAGACCACCCCUGCCAGCUAGGGCCCUAAGAAUGGGAGUCAAAGACUAAAGUUGUUAUCGCUCCCGUUAUGUAUCACAAACAGUCAGGCUCCAUCUGGAUUCCCUUAUCGCAGCCACAGCCAACAAAGCCUCCAUCACAUUCACUACUAGCACCCGCCCAAACAACACCUUCGUAUCGACUAUCAUGUCUACUUCCGCCAAUUAUGGUCCUUUCAUGCCCUGCGCCCUUCCGAUUCCCACCGAUCCAACGACCCUCAGCCUGGCAGAUCCCUGCGCUCUCUCGCCAAAUCUCCCACGCUAUGUCUCCGCCGCCGCCAUGGCUCCAUGCACAUACUCCCAGACUACAGGGUUCAAAUGGGUUGGUGCCUUUUUUGGAACCCUCGCGUAGUACCGUGGUACACGCCCUCAGCCUGAGCGAGUCGCAUAUGCAGGAGCAGUCACACCAACGACCAGAUACCCCGGUGGGACUAGACUCUCGACACGGGCGGACUGUCUUGUGCCUAUAUUCAUUGCUUCCGCUCCAAUCUAUUUGACGUUCUCUUCCAUUUCUCUCCUCCAGCUGUCGAUCUUCGUCGCAUAUCUCCUCUUUCUGUGUCCCUACUUGAAAGAUCGGCAGGUUCAUUGUGCCUGCGCUGGGCCUUGAGCCUUGUGUACUACCUACAGCUCCGACCCUCGACCGAUAUCGAAUUGCCCUUGCGGCCGAUUCUGACACAAGUGUCGCGAACAAAAGGUGCCGCGGUGCUCCACAAAGAUGUCUGACUCGACGGACUCGCUGCCAUAUGUUCCAUUGGAACCAUACGAGGGCACCUCCAUGACUGGAGGAAACUCGCUCACCGAGGAUCUGAAUGUCUACUACAAUGCAGGCGACAUUGCCUGGAUGAUCACAGCAACUGCCCUGGUGCUUCUCAUGAUUCCUGGUGUCGGUUUCUUCUACUCCGGUCUCGCUCGUCGCAAGUCUGCCUUGUCGCUGAUAUGGCUGUCAGUGGCCGCCACUGGCCUUAUCUCCUUUCAAUGGUUUUUCUGGGGAUACUCUUUGGCUUUCUCUCAUACUGCCGGCAAGUUCUUGGGUGAUAUGGAAAACUUUGGGUUCCGCAACGUGCUUGGUGCGCCCUCGAUCGGGUCUACAAAGAUUCCCGAUCUCAUGUUCGCCGUCUACCAAGGCAUGUUCGCGGCCAUCACGGUUGCUCUCGCCAUUGGUGCCGCUGCUGAGCGCGGCCGCAUGUUGCCCGCCAUGGUGUUCUCCUUCGUCUGGUCUACCGUCGUGUACGACCCGAUUGCCUGCUGGACGUGGAACAGUUCCGGAUGGGUGUUCAAGAUGGGUGGUCUCGACUUUGCCGGUGGUACCCCCGUGCACAUCUCGUCCGGUGCCGCCGCCCUUGCCUACUCGUUGAUGCUGGGAAAGCGUCGCGGUCAUGGCACCCACGAACUGAACUACCGUCCCCACAAUGUCACUCAUAUUGUGAUUGGGACUGUCUUCCUCUGGGUCGGUUGGUUCGGGUUCAACGCGGGGAGCGCCCUAGCUGCCAAUCUUCGAGCUGUCAUGGCCGCGGUUGUCACCAACCUAGCUGCCAGUGUCGGUGGGAUCACCUGGUGUAUCCUCGAUUACCGGUUAGAACGCAAAUGGUCGACCGUUGGUUUUUGCAGUGGUGUCAUUGCCGGGUUGGUUGCUAUCACGCCGGGCAGUGGGUUUGUCCCCGCGUGGGCUGCGGUCAUCUUUGGUGUGGUUGGAGGCGUGGCUUGCAACUAUGCCACCAAGCUCAAGUUCCUGCUCCGAAUCGACGACUCGCUCGAUAUCUUUGCCCUCCACGGCGUCGGUGGCCUGGUGGGAGAUCUCUUGACCGGGCUAUUUGCUGCAGACUACAUUGCUCAUCUCGACGGCUCCAUGGAAAUUCCCGGUGGAUGGAUCAACCAUCACUACAUCCAGCUUGCCUACCAACUCUGUGACGGAGUAACUGGCAUGGCCUAUUCUUUUGUCCUUAGCUGCCUGAUCCUUUUCGUCAUCAACCUGAUCCCUGGUCUGCACAUCAGGGCUUCGGAGCAGGAGGAGAUCAUGGGUAUGGACGAGACCGAAAUUGGCGAGUUCGCCUACGAUUACGUCGAGCUCAGCAGGGAUGUGGUCAAUGGCAUCGAAUCCUCGGCGGCCUCUCAACAUAAGACAACGCCCAUCUCAGACGUCGAAGAUGCUGAUGAGAAACCUGCCCAGCCCGCGCCUUCGGCUGCUGCUCCUGCUGCAUGAAUGGGGACAUCAUGAUUGUGCCGGUGGUAGAUAGGCCGACAGGACGGGCUAUACAGUGCGCCUCUUACAGUUGGCUUUGAGUCUUGAGUUUUGAGCCUUGGGUUGUAGGAAUAGUAUAUUACGUUAAUCUAGAUGAGAUGCACUUUGAUCAAUACUACUGAGUACUAUGUAAUCGGCGUUCCGGCCAAAAGAGUUUCAUCGCUCACGAUAAGGCAUAGGUUUCGGGUCCUCCGAUUCCA